This is a messenger RNA of Amblyraja radiata (thorny skate), 3302 nucleotides long. RefSeq names its product dynein regulatory complex subunit 3 (gene drc3). The coding region runs from base 533 to 2098 and encodes 521 amino acids. Gene Ontology annotation, cellular component: cilium. NCBI's taxonomy places the organism in Eukaryota, Metazoa, Chordata, Chondrichthyes, Rajiformes, Rajidae. The transcript has 14 exons. Gene Ontology annotation, molecular function: protein binding. The record is from RefSeq and is a predicted model, not a curated record.
CGUCCUCAUCUUCUAUAGGCCAAUAUCCAUAUCAAUCAAUGUUGCCAUCAAGUUUGUUCAGUUUCAUCGAGGACGGUAACGACAUUGCCCGGCCCCAUUCACGAAUUAUUUUAUUUUACAUCAUUUUUCACUUAAAAAAAUAAAACAAUUUCACUUAUUAAUUGCCUUACGAUACAGUGGUGGCGAUGACGAUAGCGCGAGUACUGCGGUGGAGGUGGGACGAGCUAAGACCACGUGAUAUUUAUCCUAGCAACCAAGAGAAGCUGGGCUCAGGCAGCAUUCACUGGAUGCUAGCGACGAAAUAUAUUAAAAUAACAGAGGAGUUUUACCAGGUCUCCUUCAUGCCACAUGUGGCCAAAUACUGCUUUGAUGUCAAAGGCAGUCAAUCCUCAGGAAACUAUAUUUUUAGAUGUGCUGUGAGAAAGUCCAGAGCCAGGUGUUCUUGGAAAAUCCAAUUUGGGCAUCAGUGAGCAGAUUGUUGGAGAGUAACUGCUGCAGAUUUGUGUAAUGAGAGUGAAUACAGCUGUUUAAAAUGAGCCAGCCUUAUAAAACAAUUGAACCCAGUGUCAUUGAUGAUAAAAUGCUUGAAGAGAUGGUGAAGAAACAGGGACCAUCAGGAAGAGCAGGACAGAUAGCCCAACAGGAAGGAAUUGACUUCAAAGAUGUUGACCACCUUCAACUUGAUUUUCAAAAUAUACUGAAGAUUGACAAUAUGUGGCAGUUCACAUCAUUGACUAAACUCCAGUUAGACAAUAAUGUCAUUGAAAAGAUUGAAGGACUGAACACACUGAGCAACCUGAUAUGGCUAGAUUUAUCCUUUAACAAUAUUGAAAUGAUUGAAGGCCUGGAUGAACUGGUUAAACUGGAGGACCUUAGUCUGUACAAUAACAGAAUUUCCAAAUUUGAAAACAUGGACUCAUUAGUAAACCUGCAAAUUUUCUCCAUUGGAAAAAAUCAUAUCAGUGACCUGGAAUCUGUUGUCUAUUUAAGAAGAUUUAAGAGGCUGCGGACUCUGAAUUUGGCUGGAAACCCUGUUAGUGAAAGUGAACGGUACAGUCUGUACAUCCCUGCUUUUCUGCCUAAUUUGAUGUACCUGGACUUCAGAUUAAUAGAUAAAUUGACAAAAGAACUUGCUUUACAAAUGCAUAACUCUGCCAUUGCAUACCUGGUACACCAAGAAGGUUUGGAAUUUAAAUCCCUUGAAAGGAUGAGAUUGGAAGAAGAAGAAUUGGCUUUACAUCAGGACGCUUAUGUGGAAUAUCUGAAUGGACCAGGUCUGUUUGACAGCAUGUAUGCAGAAGAUCUUGAAGCAGCAAAGCUUUUACUGCUUCCUGGAGUGUCUGAAUUUGUGGAACAAUACAAAAUUGAGUUCACCGAGGUUUGCCAGAAACUCUUUAAAUAUGGACUCGAAGGGUAUGACGCACGCAAUAAAGAAGUGGAAGGUUUUUUGGAAUGCUUGCGGGAAGCAAACGAAGAUAAUCAGCAAAGUGGAGUAAAAAUUAUCAAGGACUUUGAGGAUAAGAACAAAGAGGCAUUGAAUGAAAUGCAGCACAUUUCUGACAGCGUGCUCAUGGAGAGUAAGACUCGAUAUUUGCGGGGGAAAAUCAAUAGAUUAUGGAGUAAACUGAUGAGCCUGGAAAUGCAAUUGGUUGACCAACUGGAGGAAGCAUCCAGAGAAUUUGAACGAAAUAUUUCAGAAAUGGUAUCAACUUACAUUGAAAAUGUACAAGCUCUAAUAGCACAGUGCCGGGACCUGGAGAACCGUAACCACGAGAACAUGUUGGAAAUUGCUAUGAGCAGUUAUGACAAGAUGGGAAAGACAGAAGGGGAUGAGGAAAUGCCAGAGGAACUCCGAGCUCUCUUUAUUGAUAAAGAUACAGUUAUUAAUACAGUCAAUGCAUCACAUGACUUGCAUCUACUUAAGAUUGACAACCAAGAAGACAAAAUGGUUACAAAGUCAAAUGCCUGGGUCAGGGAUGUUCUCGAGAAGCUGCAUACAGAUGAAAUAGCCCGCAAUCGUAAGCGAGUUCUGGAAAUUAACAUUUACGUCAGUCAUUGGCGAGAUGAACUAGAUUUCCUUGAUAUUCAGGACACGUAAAGUGAAGUGAGAGCUGUGGUUUCAUGAAUUGUGUUGCUGUGGGAGUUUAACCAGAAACCUGGAUUACUGUGACUUUUAAAGGUGGUUUCUUCUCUAUGACAUGUUUGUAUACGAGAUAGCUUCAUGACUUCCACUAUUGUCUCUGAUUGUUUGUAACCCCAGCAGAGGGAUUGGACUGCACUACUUAGCAGUUGGGUGUCCCCUGAACUACAUAUUUCAUAGAUAUUCCCAGACCUGGGAAUGAACCUUUCAGCAGAGAUGAAAACCUUAUGUUUCAGCAAAUAUACAUUUUCAGACCUAAUAUAGAGCAGGUGAUCAAGAGACCAAGUACUCCAACCUUCCUGCUGGGUUGCAUUUUUAAAAAAAAUGCAGGUUUGGUGUUUUUCCAUUCACCACUUUUGUCCAAUUUCUCUCCCAGCCUUCACAGCCUUGGUGGUGAUUUGGAUGAUGAACUUUGUUUUCAACUCUUUUUUAAAUAUUAGAAUAGGAUACACUCAAUUAUUGUUCUGAAGGAAGCAGAUAACUUUAUAGUACAACACCUUAUCUGGUUUACUUCAAUCAGAAUAUGAAAAAGAAACAUUAUUUUUCAAUAAAACUAUACAUUUAAAGAAAGUGUAUUUGCAUUCCUUACGUAACCUCAUGGCAUUUGCAAUAUUACUUGGCUCACUCAUUUUUUAAAUAAUGCAUUAUUUAACUAAUUUCAUAUAAAUUUAAAAUACAUAUUUGAAAAUCAUGUCCUGUCAUUGCAGCAAAUUCAAAAAUGACCAAGUUGGCAUACUGGGCUAGUCGCAUUUGCCUCAUUUGGCCAGUAGCCCUCUAAAUAUCUAUAUAUCUGUCCAAAUAUAUUUUAAAGGUUGUAAUUAUAUCCGCUUCUCUAGCUUCAUCUGGCAACUCGUUCCAGAUAAAAACUACCCUCCGAGUUAAAAGUUGCCCCGAGGUCCCUCAAAUUUAUCCCCUCACCUUAAGCAUAUUAUGGCCUCUAUUUUAUAAACUUCUCCGUUGGGAGGAAGAUUGCAAGCAUUCAUUUUUCCCCAUCUUGUAUACCUCAAUUAGGUCAUCCCUCAACCUCCUAUGCUCCAAAGAAAAAAAUCUCAGCCUAUCCAUUGUAUCCCUGUAAUUCAAUCCAGCAAGCCCAGGUAAUAUACUGUUCAAUCUCCUCUGUACCUUUUCCAACUUAUGGAGAUUCUUCCUGUAGCUGAGUGAC